CUGGCCACGACCAUCAAUUGGUAGGGCGGAGGAGCACUGCUUUUUUUCUUUUUCUUAUUUUUCUUUUUUCUUUUUUCUCUCUUCAUCUUUCCAUUGCCUCGACGAUUACGGCUUUGGGUGUCAAGGCAAGGGCCCAGACUAAGACAAGCCCAGCCCAGCCCAGCACUUUGUCUGUGUCUCGGCUACGCAGAAAAAAAAAAGAACCUUGAAAGAAAAGAAAAUCCCCCUCCAACCACCCCCCCCCCCCCGGAAGCUGCACCGACAUCCGGCGGUUCGAGCCCUUGAGAACGAAAGAAACACCGCGGUGCAGAGGCUUCUUGGCCCUGCGCUGGCAGAAAUGCAGCCGUUUGGCCGUGCUGUCUGGCGACAUGGCAGGAUAGGGCUGGAGUUGGCCGCAAGGCCUGCCAACCGCGGCAUCACCACAGCCCGAUGGCCCUCGACGGCCUGCAUGCGCUGCCAUGUCCAGACCGUUGCCUUUCCUGUCCGCUUCUACUCUUCUCAGCCUCCCAACGACGCCGACAAACCCCCCGUCCCCCCUCCAUCCGCCCCCAAAGCCGACAAACCGGCUGCAGCCGCGAAAAAUGCAGCUGCCGAACCCGCCACCCCUUCGUGGUCCCGGCCAAGCUGGCUGGAGCUGCCAUCGAUAUCCGAGGAGCGGCGGAGUGCCUUGAACAAGCAGUUCAGUUCCAUCAUGGACAAUGUUCAGUCAAAGGUCCUCAAUGCCUCGCAGAAGCUCAACGAGAUCACCGGCUACACUGGCAUCGAAGCCAUCAAGGUGGAGAAUGAACAGCUGGAGAUUGGCUUAGCCGAGGCCCAGGCCCGUGUGCGGGCCGCCAGACAGGCAUACAAGACGUCAAAUAACAAGAGAGCAUCUACCCAGCGUGAAGUGACGACGCUGCUUGCCCGCAAGGAUACAUGGACACCGACGGACCUUGAGCGCUUCACAGAAUUGUACCGCACUGACCACGUCUUGGAGGGCGAGGUCGUCACGGCACAGGAAACUCUGACCGAGGCCGAGUCCGAUGAGCAGAAGCUCAGCCAGAAGCUCAGCGCCGGCAUCCUAAAACGCUAUCAUGAAGAGCAGAUUUGGAGCGACCGGAUCCGAAGGGCCUCGACCUGGGGCACCUGGGGCCUGAUGGGCAUGAACUUUAUCCUCUUCGUGGUGCUCCAGUUUGUUGCCGAGCCCUGGAAGAGGAAAAGGCUGGUCAAGGGCGUCGUGGCAGAGGAGAAGCGAGUCCUGGAUGAAGUUCAGACCGAGCUGGCCGUUAUCAAGACCAACCUCGACAAGAUGGCCGAGGCCGCCGAGGUCGAUAGGGUCAAGGCUCGUGAAAAGGAAGCCCAGAAGAUCCUCAGCCUGACAAAGAUCAGGGAGGCCUGGCAGUCUACCAUGUCUGCGGUCUGGAUCCGCAGCUUCCAGGAUUUGAAGGAUCUUCUGUUGCAAUGGAAGGCUCUUAUAACAGAUCUCGAAGUGUGGAGAGCAGGUUUCGAAUACCUGAUUAGCGAGCGCCAGGUGGACUUGCGUAUGCGAGACGCAUCCGCCCUGGUGCUGGAGGGCCUCAUCACUGGCAUAUUCAUCACAUGGCGCAUGGGAGCGUUGUUUGGACGUAAAUGA
Messenger RNA from Trichoderma virens Gv29-8, 1612 nucleotides. RefSeq lists its product as uncharacterized. The transcript has a single exon. Gene Ontology annotation, biological process: inner mitochondrial membrane organization. Gene Ontology annotation, cellular component: mitochondrial inner membrane. Bases 338 to 1612 code for a protein of 424 amino acids. Lineage: Eukaryota; Fungi; Ascomycota; Sordariomycetes; Hypocreales; Hypocreaceae. The record is from RefSeq and is a predicted model, not a curated record.